AUGAAUUUGUUUUGUUUCUCGCAAGCACCUGAAGCCAGUAGCAUACUGGUCUUCUCGCUACAUAUCUUGCUUGAUAUUGCGCUGACGGUCCCACUGGAUAUCUUGCUUGUUAUCGCGCUGACGGCCUCGCUGGAAGUCGCGCUGAAGGUCUCGCUGAAUAUCUCGCUUGAUAUCGCGCUAACAGUCCCACCGGAUAUCGUGCUGACGGUCUCACGGGAUAUUGCGCUGACAAUCUGGCUGGAUAUCGUGCUGAGUGUCUCGCUGGAUAUCAUAUCCAGCGAGACCGUCAGCGAGAUAUCCAGCGAGACCGUCAGCGCGACUUCCAGCAAGGCCGUCAGCGCGAUAACAAGCAAGAUAUCCAGUGGGACCGUCAGCGCGAUAUCCAGUCGGACCAUUAGCGCGAUAUCAAGCGAGAUAUCCAGCGAGGCCGUCAGCGCAAUAGCAACCAAGAUAUCCAGUGGGACCAUCAGCGCGAUAUCAAGCAAGAUAUCCAUCAAGACCGCCAGCGUGAUAUCCUGCGUGAUAUCCAGCAAGAUAUCCAGUGAAACCGUCAGCGUGAUAUCCAGUGAGAUACCCAUCAAGACCGCCAGCACGAUAUCCAGCGAGACACUCAGCACGAUAUCUAGCCAGGUUGUCAGCGCGAUAUCCAGUGAGACCGUUAGCGCGAUAUCAAGCGAGAUAUCCAGCGAGACCUUCAGCGCGAUUUCCAGCGAGGCCGUCAGCGCGAUAACAAGCAAGAUAUCCAGUGGGACUGUCAGCGCGAUAUCAAGCAAGAUAUGUAGCGAGAAGACCAGCAAGAUCAUAAGCGCGAUAUGCAGCAAAAUUUUCUGCGUGCUAUCCAGCAAGACCCUUAGUACAAUAUCUCAGAAAAUUACCAACGUGUUUGUCUGCGAGGCCUUGGCAAUCCGAUUUUUUUUUUACUAUGCUACUGGCUUCAGGUGCUUGCGAGAAACAAAACAAAUUCAUUUUUUUUCAACCAAUCAGAGAACUUGGCCCCGCCUAUCUUUUUUCUUUGUCUUUCAACAAAACCAAAUUCCUGGCCCUAGUUAUGAUACAUAUUCUUAUCGUGCAUCAGCGGAUUUUCUUAACAGUGUUGUAGAAGACAUACCGAAUUUAUUAAAUUAUUUUCUGAGUGAUCUUCUAUUACACAAAAAAAAAGACAGUGAUUCUUCAGAUUUUGUGAAACGCGAUAAUAUAGCUCACGCAAUUAUUUCAAGUAUCCGGCCUAAAUCUUUUAAUUCGCAUCUUCAGCUAGCUAUCGUCACUUACAUACAUAAGAAGAGCGGCUCAAGAUUAAUUAUUGAUCUACUAUCAAAACUUGGAGUAUGUGCUUCAUACUACAAUAUUCAAUUGUUUGAAGCGUCAACAAUGAUGGAUCCUCCGAAAAUGGUCAUUGACGAUGUUUUUGGGCAGUACAUUUUUGAUAACACAGAUCAUAAUGCGAAAACUUUGGAUGGCAAAAGAACUUUUCACUGUCUUGGAGGAAUAAUUGCAUAUACUCCGGAGGGCAAUGUGACCUAUGAAGGCUCUUCGAAAAAGUGCCGUAAAAUGCUUUCUGCUGAACAAUUAGCCCAAUGCAGUUCUGUUGAUACAAUUCCAUUUCGGAGUUCACAAGCUACUGGAUUACAAAAUAUUGAAUUUGAAGUUGGAGAGGGUUUAUGGAAACAAUAUAUCAAGAUUUCCCUCACGAUUCUGUUGCGCGAAUCAUUUGUUUACCAUUUAUAA
This is a messenger RNA of Cotesia congregata, 1725 nucleotides long. The record is from the annotation of a GenBank genome assembly. Lineage: Eukaryota; Metazoa; Arthropoda; Insecta; Hymenoptera; Braconidae.